UCUUAUUUUUCUAUUUUUUUUCCUUUCCACUCACAGUAACACGUUGAAAUUUAUGUACUGUCUACUCUUCUCUCUCAUAUCACUCGCCUCGCACUCCCUCUCUUUCUCAUUCUCUCAUUCGUUCUUCCUCUCUCAGGCGCGAAGGAGUGGAUGCAACAAUCUGGGUGCUUAGCAGAGGAGUGGCUUUCGACGGUGCCAUGGGUGCGUCUGGGAUGGAGGGAAUAUUUGGUUGAUUUGCUUGAGAUGGCAGGAGUACUUAGCCAGCCAGACUCUUCACUUAAUAGUGCAUUGUCCAUUUCAGUUUCUUCACCACUUUGCCAUCCUAAAUUUAAAUCUGUCAAGACUGUUCAGAACUUUCAGAUGUUGGCAAAACUUUAUUUCAUUGAAUUUGGAUCUCUGUCUCUUGCUUUUGACGACAAUUCUUCUGUGGUUGCUUGGAUAAACUUUUAAGGAGGCCGGAUGCUGGAGUUAUACUUGAUGAAAGGCUUCGGCUGAAUAUGGCUUACGAUGUGGUAAUGUCUCAGUGUGAUUAGUUGCUUUUUGUUUCUAUGUUUCUAGGCAAACUUUUGAAAAAUUUGAUGAACCUAAAAUUAAAAAAAGAACUUUUUUAUAAUGUGCAGGUCUAUAAUGAGAUGCAUUUCUUUGGCGCAAUACUCGACAACAUUGGUAGUUGAAGUUUUUAGAAUAAAAUGUAUAUUUCACUAACUUUGUAUAAAUUUCUUGUUUAAUAUUUGGUGAUGAUAGAAUUUUACUGUAGUAUAAACUAUCAUGUAAUAUGAUUUUGUAAGCCGAGUAGACUAAAUAUUGAAAUUAUACUUUUGAGUAAUUAAUAAAAAAUUAUUUUUGUUGUA
This is a messenger RNA of Humulus lupulus (European hop), 851 nucleotides long. RefSeq names its product serine/threonine-protein kinase CTR1-like. Bases 151 to 450 code for a protein of 99 amino acids. Lineage: Eukaryota; Viridiplantae; Streptophyta; Magnoliopsida; Rosales; Cannabaceae. The transcript is spliced from 3 exons. The record is from RefSeq and is a predicted model, not a curated record.